AAUUUCACAAUAAAAAAAGUGUUUUCAUUUGGAAUGAACAGCAUAGGAAUUUUCAUUUUUGUUUUAUAUCAAUGAUUGAAAAAAGAUUACAAAUAACGUAAAAAAAAUGGACCAGUGGCUAAAAAAGGGUUUGGCCGAAUGUUUGGGUUUUGAUGUGCCUGAUGACAUGAUUAAGUAUGUGCUAACCUUAAAAGAGGAAAACACAAUCGAUGAAUACUUUGAAACACUGUUAGAUGUCUCGGUGCAUCGUACAUUUAUAGACGAGUUCAAAAAGCGUGCUCUCCCAAAAAAUGCGAAAAAUAACAAUAAUAGAAACAAAGGCAACCAAAAUAAAUCGAAUGUGUUGAAGCCAGAAUAUGAAAAGGUGUCAUCGGAAAAGAGAAUUGCAAAAUCAUCAAAUACCCAAUCAAACUCGAUUGCAACGAAUGAAAUCACAAAGAAGAAAACAAAAUAUGUAAAUUUGUAUGGUGAAAAUGGAAAAAUGAAUGAUGUGAUUACGUUGAAAGGUCGCCAUUCAUGUAAUUGUGAGGCCUCAAAACACAAAUUGAUUAAUAAUUGCAUUCAAUGCGGUAGAAUUGUUUGUGAUCAAGAAGGGAGCGGUCCAUGUUUGUAUUGUGGUAAUUUAGUGUGCACAGAUGAUGAACAACGAAUCAUUGAAUCAUCAUCGCAAACUGGCGAGAAUUUGAAAAAUUCAUUGCUGAAGCAAGGUCGACCAAAAGGAUGGGAAGAGGCCUUAGCUAUGAGAAAUCGUCUACUCGAUUACGAUCGAACAAGCGAAAAACGAACGACCGUAAUUGACGAUGAAAGUGAUUACUUUCGAACAAACUCGGUUUGGUUAUCCGAUGAGGAGCGAGCCAAGUUAAGGAAAAUCGAAGAGAAAAUGAAGCUAAAAAAGCAUGCAAGUCGACGUGAUCAAAAGAUCACCAUCGAUUUUACCGGUCGCCAAAUGAUCGAAGAAGCUGCGAUGAGCACUGAAUUCGAAAAUGAAAUUUUGAAAGAAAUUAAUGACACAUUCACACAUUCCAACCAAGGACUUUAUUCGACCGAUCAACAUUUCGGCAUGAAUUUUGAUAAUUCAGAAGAUUGCGAUCCAAAUUUAUCUGUUCCGGCGCCAAUCUUUGACGAAUCGGUAUUGAUCAAAAUCAAUUCACACAGUUCGAAAUAUGAUGGGGUCUAUAAUCGGGUUCAAGAUAAAGAACUGCUGGAAGUUUCGGAUAUGAAGAAGUGCAUGUCAAUACAUCAACCAUGGGCUUCGUUGCUUGUGGCUGGAAUUAAGAAACAUGAGGGUCGUUCUUGGUACACAUCACAUCGAGGUCGAUUAUGGAUUGCAGCAACCGCCAAAAGUCCAGAUCCAGAAGAAGUGAAAAUAAUGGAGAAUUUCUAUCGCAAACUUUAUAAUGAUGAAUCCAUCGAAUUUCCAAAACAGUAUCCAACUGCAAGUUUAUUGGGAUGUGUUUUAGUUCAAGAUUGUUUACCACAAGAAGAAUACCGUUCAAUUCAUCCAAAUGGUGAAUCGGAAAGUCCAUACGUUUUUAUUUGUUCCAAUCCACAAGAGCUUCCCGUCAAAUUUCCCGUCAGAGGUUUACACAAGAUAUAUAAAUUGGAAGAUCCAAUUCAUAUUGCAGCAGUCAAAUCAUUGCAACGCAUGACAAAGAAGAAGGAAGAAGAGGAUAAAUAAUAAAAUGUUUGUAUUGAAUUGGUUGAAAUUAAAAAAAUAAAAUAAAAACAAACCUUUGAAAACAGGCCAAAUUUUGUUGAAA
Molecule: messenger RNA, 1760 nt
Organism: Contarinia nasturtii (swede midge)
Lineage: Eukaryota; Metazoa; Arthropoda; Insecta; Diptera; Cecidomyiidae
Product: activating signal cointegrator 1
Exons: 6
Coding region: 107-1678 (523 amino acids)
Biological process (GO): regulation of DNA-templated transcription
Cellular component (GO): nucleus
Molecular function (GO): zinc ion binding
Source: RefSeq, a predicted model, not a curated record